AUGCAACUGGAGCACCUUGUCGCCCGUGGACCGGAAACUGCUGCUGCCGUCACGCGGCGGCAUCCCGGCUUCGCCUCCGAAGAUCCACGGCAGUCGACUUCGGCCCCAGCAUGCUCACUAGGGUACCUCAGCCAAAGCGCAAGAUCUAAAAAGAGAGCAGGCUUUCGGACGCAUGCUCUUCCGGUCGAUCGCCAUAACGGUGGCGGCGCCCAUCCCCCCCUUUUUGACCAACGCAUUCCACCCAGUGUGGAUCUCCGGCGGGUUGCCCUGGUUCCGGAGCGGAUUACGGCGGCGCCGCGGGCCCCAUUCAGGUUCUGGGUGGAUGAGCUGCUUUGGAGUCAGGGCCGCGUGGCGGUGGAGCUCUUCGAGGCGGUGCUGACGGAGGCGGGCGGCGUCCGUACUGGCGGACCCAGCAGGCAGGAGGAGCGGGAGCUGCGGCGGUGGCGGCGGCGACGGCAGCAGCAGCAGUUGACGGCUGAGGAGGCGGCCGAGGCGGCGGCUGCACCGGGACCCUCUCUCGGCUCGAGUAACAUGGAGUGCUGGGAGGUGCUGUGGACCAAGUCCACGUACGCCAUUUCCGCGGCUCGCAGCAUGCGGCCGGGUCAACUGCACAGCACUUCACUCGAGGCCGACCUGCUCACUGACUCCACAACCCCGCUCCGGUGCGGCCUGGUGUGGUGUGGCCUGGUCAGCGCCGUCAUCGGCCUCAACUGUCUGACCAUGAAGAAGCGGCUGCUGUUGACGCUGAGGGGAGCGCUGGGGCCGGAGGCGGCCUUCGCCAUCACACCUUGCUCCUUCGCGCUCCCCGAGGACAUGGGCGCCUGGGAGGACUUCUUGAAGCGGCAACAACAGCACUAUAACCGCCACAACCGCAACAACCAGCAGCAGGGGAUGCAGAGCCAAGGGAGGGAGGAGGGACAGGGUGAUGACGGCGGUGACGGUGGUGGUGGUGGCAAUGUGAGUGGAAAUGGUGCCGGAGGUGAUAUUGGUGGAUUUGGUUCCUCGCUUUGGAUCCUCAAGACUGGUCAGGACGCGGCCUCCAAACCCGCUUCGUUAGUGUACCGAGUGCGCUCUCCCAUUCUCAACCUUCCGCUGUCUGUCCCGCCCGCCGUCAACAAUUCAUUUCUCGGGGCGAUGAGCACUAGACGAGGGCUAGUGCUCUUCAGCACCGAUCCGUACGACAAGGCCGCCGCGGAGCGUCAGCAGCCGCGCGGUGGUGGUGGCGGCGGCGCCGCUGCCGCUGGCCCUCCGCUGUCGCCGCCACCGCCGGAAUCCUCUGCCGCCGCGGCGCAUUACCAGCUCCCCGCCAGCCACAUCACCAACUACGCGCGCAACAACAACACUCUGGUCUGGGGGCUCCAUCAACUGGCUGAGCAUUUGGGGCCGGCACGAUUUAGCGGCGUGUGGGAAGCGCUGCGCGGCGCCUGCAGUCGCGCACUAGCAGCCGCGGCACCAUCGCUAGUGGAAGCGCACGCCUGGUUACGACCUGCCGUACAAGAGUACGGAUUCCAGGUCCUCGGCGUGGAUUUUCUGUUGGACGAGCGGCUGAAGCCGUGGUUACUGGAGUUCAACAGCGCGCCGUCAAUCAUGGUGCAGCACGAGGACGACGCCACUCGAGCGUUAGUGUACGAACAAAAGUACGGCAUGUUGCGGGACACGUGGGAGGUCGUACGGUGUCGAGUAUACCCGCGGGAACCAGCAGAGGUUGGGCAGGGGGGCGUGUGUCAGAGAGUUCUGUGAUUUUUUCAAUUAUUUUUUGUUAAGAGCUUUUGCGUGCAUCAUCGUCACCAGCCGCGAAGGAGGGAGAGUGAGAGAGAAAAUGCCUGCCCCACAAGCCCAAAGCGGUUCGGCUCCUGCUCCCCAAACCGCCCUGUAACCCAUUGUAUGU
Molecule: messenger RNA, 1888 nt
Organism: Volvox carteri f. nagariensis
Lineage: Eukaryota; Viridiplantae; Chlorophyta; Chlorophyceae; Chlamydomonadales; Volvocaceae
Exons: 8
Coding region: 1-1740 (579 amino acids)
Biological process (GO): microtubule cytoskeleton organization; protein polyglutamylation
Cellular component (GO): cilium
Molecular function (GO): tubulin-glutamic acid ligase activity; tubulin binding
Source: RefSeq, a predicted model, not a curated record